GCGCCGGGGCGGGGUGGGGGGGGGCGGCUGGCGGCGGCGGCGGCAGCACUGCGAUGGCUGCGCUGGUGGAGCCGCUGGGGCUGGAGCGGGACGUGUCCCGGGCCGUGGAGCUCCUCGAGCGGCUCCAGCGCAGCGGGGAGCUGCCCCCGCAGAAGCUGCAGGCCCUCCAGCGGGUCCUGCAGAGCCGCUUCUGCUCCGCCAUCCGGGAGGUGUACGAGCAGCUCUACGACACGCUGGACAUCACCGGCAGCGCUGAGACCCGGGCCCACGCCACCGCCAAGGCCACGGUGGCCGCCUUCACGGCCAGCGAGGGCCAUGCUCACCCCAGGGUGGUGGAGCUGCCCAAGACAGACGAGGGCCUGGGCUUCAACAUCAUGGGCGGUAAGGAGCAGAACUCGCCCAUCUACAUCUCCCGUGUCAUCCCUGGUGGUGUGGCUGACCGCCAUGGAGGCCUCAAGCGUGGGGACCAGCUGCUGUCCGUGAAUGGCGUGAGCGUUGAGGGUGAGCAACACGAGAAGGCGGUGGAGCUGCUGAAGGCUGCUCAGGGCUCUGUGAAGUUGGUGGUGCGCUACACACCCCGCGUGCUUGAGGAGAUGGAGGCCCGCUUCGAGAAGAUGCGCUCUGCCCGCCGACGCCAGCAGCACCAGAGCUACUCGUCCUUGGAGUCUCGAGGCUGAAACCACAGAUUUGGACCCUCAUCUCCGCCCCCUCCCCUGUACAGUAUUUAUUGUCACCGUCCCUUAUUUAAACAUCUUUGACCCUCA
Choloepus didactylus (southern two-toed sloth) is the source of this 764-nucleotide messenger RNA. It is a transcript of the gene LIN7B, whose product is annotated as lin-7 homolog B, crumbs cell polarity complex component. Gene Ontology annotation, biological process: neurotransmitter secretion; protein localization to basolateral plasma membrane; maintenance of epithelial cell apical/basal polarity. Gene Ontology annotation, molecular function: L27 domain binding. NCBI's taxonomy places the organism in Eukaryota, Metazoa, Chordata, Mammalia, Pilosa, Megalonychidae. The coding region runs from base 54 to 677 and encodes 207 amino acids. Gene Ontology annotation, cellular component: MPP7-DLG1-LIN7 complex; basolateral plasma membrane; synapse. The transcript has 6 exons. The record is from RefSeq and is a predicted model, not a curated record.